AUGGGUGCUUGUGCGUCAUGCCUUGGGCGGGGGAACAAGGACGUCUAUGACGAGGACGAAGAAUCACGACUCCUCUACGACGAUCCGAACAACGUACACUAUGGAAGCUUUGGCGAGCAGAGCGUAAACGGUCAGGAGGACCCGAUGGAGGUGCAGCGAGAGACUGAGGCUCUGCAGCGAGUUGUGGCAAAGACAUCCGACAACAUGGUCGACAUCUUCGAGAUUGCCCCGCAGGAUCACGCACAUCGACCUGCACCGACUACGUUUGCGUAUGCAGGGCAGGAAGCCCGCAUCGUACGGUACCAGCACUUGUUGUCCAAACUGGAUUCCAAGGAUGAGACCCCAACAGGUGUCCAAGUGGAUUGGCUUCCCCAGGAAGACGACACCAUCGAGAUGCAACGCGGCGUUCCGACCGUCAAGACAGAGUUGGACAAGCCCCUGGUUGGCACAUUUGCAGAUGCAGCGGCGGCCAUGGCAUGA
Molecule: messenger RNA, 480 nt
Organism: Colletotrichum siamense
Lineage: Eukaryota; Fungi; Ascomycota; Sordariomycetes; Glomerellales; Glomerellaceae
Exons: 3
Coding region: 1-480 (159 amino acids)
Biological process (GO): positive regulation of MAPK cascade; regulation of receptor recycling; endosomal transport
Cellular component (GO): late endosome membrane; membrane raft; Ragulator complex
Source: RefSeq, a predicted model, not a curated record